This is a messenger RNA of Ictidomys tridecemlineatus (thirteen-lined ground squirrel), 1374 nucleotides long. NCBI's taxonomy places the organism in Eukaryota, Metazoa, Chordata, Mammalia, Rodentia, Sciuridae. The record is from RefSeq and is a predicted model, not a curated record.
CAUUUAUAAGCUGCUACCUGAGUAUUGAGUGGCUCAGCCAUGACUAGGUACCUGGUGAGACUAGGUUGGUUAUUCUGUGACUGAAAAAAAAGUCUUGAAAAGCCCCAGAAUAUAAGGCUGGGGGCUGUGAGGCCUGGUUAUGGCCUCUAAGUUAGUCAGAACCGAGAGGUCAUUCAGGAGGAGCCUGAGUAAAAUGAGCUUUCCCUAUAAAGCUAACAUGAGAAUCCACAGAGGGGCGUUAGAGGGAGAUGUAAACAAAGUGAACCACAUCUUGACUCAUGGAGAAGCUGGCAUGGACGACCGAGAUAAAAAUAACAGAUUUGCAGAGGAACCUGGUGCUGGUGAUACCAAGCCUACUUCAGAAGAGAGCAACAACAAAUCUGACACCAAGAAUAUCCCUGAAGGAAAAGGAAGUGUAUGUGGAGAUGUUCAGCAAUCCAAGAAAGAUGAUGAGAGUCCUAAAAAUGAAACUUUAACCAGGGAAUCUAGUUCUGUUGAAGAUGGGCUUACAUACAAUGUGGGCACCAAUAAAUCUGAUACCAAGAUUGACUGUGAAGGAAAAGGAGAAGUUAGUAAAUAUUUUUGGCAAUCCAAGAAUGAUGCAAAACGUGACCAGGACAAGGAAGAAAAUCAAGCCUCAUGUGACAACAAUGAUUCUGAUAAAGGAGCAGAAUGUAUAUUUUGGACUGCUCCUGCCAGAAGAAUCAAAGUCAAGAGCUUGCAUGGUACUCCUCCUUCGUCACCUGAUUCGAAGAGUGUUUCUGAGCCUCUUCCUCUGAGCUGUGUUGGCAAGUUUACUGCAGCUGAAGAUCAAAGAGGUGAACAGAAAAUAAAUAAACAUAAAGAAGAUGAUCUUGGUACAUCUUCUCACAGAAGUAGAUUAAGAAUAGCAAACAUAGCUCAGCCAGAUGAUGCAAGAAAUGUAGGCACACUGGUGUCCAAUGCAGCAGCAGCACAUGUGGAAGUAGAAUCAGAGAACCACCAGAGAAGGCUUAAUGGCCCAGAAAAGAAACAGCCACAUAAUAUUUGUGAGAGUCCUUCACUGAGCUGUGAUGGACAUCUAUUUGCACCUUCAGAUCAAAGAAAAAAGCAUACAGUAAGCGGUCAUAUAAAAGGUAAGAAUGAUAUAGUAUAACAAUUUAGUUCCAAGUUCUUUGAACUAAAUGUUUGCUUAAGACAUGAGCACUGGCAUGUUUUAAUAACUGACAAAAAGUGACUAUUAAAUAGUAAGGAAGAAGAGAAGUGAAAUAUUACUAAGUGCUAUAACUUAUUACUUUUCAACUACAGGUUAAGUUGGGAAUGUCACUAAAGGAAAUUAAUUAUUAGUUCCUUUUCCAGACAUGCUAAUCCCAGAGGAAAGUUGGUAAAUAAGAA